Messenger RNA from Penicillium angulare, 1182 nucleotides. Its product is annotated as glutaminyl-peptide cyclotransferase family protein. The record is from RefSeq and is a predicted model, not a curated record. The transcript has a single exon. Bases 1 to 1182 code for a protein of 393 amino acids. Lineage: Eukaryota; Fungi; Ascomycota; Eurotiomycetes; Eurotiales; Aspergillaceae. Gene Ontology annotation, molecular function: glutaminyl-peptide cyclotransferase activity; zinc ion binding.
AUGUCUACGGUUCUCCGUAGCCGAUAUGGCUAUUUCAUACUCCUAUGCCUAGGCCUGCUACUGCUCCUUUCCCCCGGACAAGCAUACGAAGAACUUUCCGACGAGACAUUGAAAUUAUUACCGCGACCAAGUCAGGACUUUGACAUUCACAAUGGCGCUAUCCUAUCCCCUCUUCUCCAAACUCGAGUCCCCGGCACUAAGGGCCACGAUGCAGUCCUCGAACACCUAGUCAGUUUCAUCCGAAAAACCUUACCCAAGUGGAAUAUCGAGCUCCAAAACUCUACGUCGAAGACACCUCUUUCACAUGGGAAGGAUGUUCCCUUUGUCAAUGUUAUUGCCACCCGCGAUCCACCGCGUGCCUCGGUAGGGGACGUUGAACGGUUGACAUUAGUCGCGCAUUACGACAGCAAAUUGACACCGGAAGGCUUUAUUGGCGCCAUUGAUAGUGCAGCUCCCUGCGCAAUGAUAAUGCACGCAAUGCGCAGUAUCGAUGCUGCACUCGACAAGAAAUGGGCUGCCAUGGAGAAGGGAACGGAUUCUUCAUUCGAUGAAGAGGUUGGAAUCCAGGUCCUUUUCCUUGACGGUGAAGAGGCCUUCGACCACUGGACUGACGAAGAUUCUCUAUAUGGUGCACGCUCUCUGGCAGAGACAUGGGAUUCUCAGAUGAACCCCGCCAUGUCAACAUUCAAGACUAAACUCUCGUCUAUAUCACUUUUUGUUCUUUUGGAUUUACUUGGGUCCGAAACUCCUAAUAUUGUGUCCUUCUAUCAAACUACUCACUGGGCGUACCAACGAAUUGGCUCCCUGGAACAACGCCUCCGCUCAUUGAACAAAUUCAAGUCGUCGUCCCAUCCAUGGUUCAUUGAUACCUCCAAAGAUUUCCGCCAAAUUGUCUCCAUGGGUGGUAUCCAGGAUGACCAUGUCCCUUUCCUGGCGCGAGGUGUGGACGUUUUACAUGUGAUCGACUAUGCACCCUUCAAGGGGUUCCCUCAAGUAUGGCACACCAUGGAUGAUGAUGGCGAACACUUGGAUAUGGAUACAGUUGAAGACUGGAGUGUGCUGGUCACUGCUUUCGCCGCCGAAUGGAUGGAGCUGGGAAAGUUCCUUGAGCAACCAGAAAGCGGGAAAGCCCGAAGAGAUGAGAUGGCUAAGGCGGAUUUAGACAAGAAGACUGAGCUGUAA